Messenger RNA from Helicoverpa armigera (cotton bollworm), 5975 nucleotides. It is a transcript of the gene tapas, whose product is annotated as tudor domain-containing protein 7. Lineage: Eukaryota; Metazoa; Arthropoda; Insecta; Lepidoptera; Noctuidae. The transcript has 20 exons. The record is from RefSeq and is a predicted model, not a curated record. Bases 182 to 3421 code for a protein of 1079 amino acids.
GUACAUUAAUAAUUAUGUUGGUAUAACCGCAAUUGCAAAAAAAAAAAUAGUGCAAUAAAAUACUGACUGCAAGUACAAGAAGUAGAAGUGGAAAAAGAAGGGGAUGCACUGUUGGAUUGAUGCUGAAUUUGAUAAAGUUUUACUCCUUUGAAAUUAAAUUGCAGAAAGUUUCUUCUUGGCUAUGGCUGACAAAGAGCAAGUUAUUCAAGCAUUGAGAGCUACCUUGAUAUCAGUAAAAGGAGCUUUGACAAUCAAGCAAUGUAACCGUGACUAUCGAGAGUUGCAAGGAGAAUGGAUACCUUUCAAAAAACUUGGUUAUCCAUCAUUGGAUAAGCUUUUUAUUGAUGUUCCUGGUUUUAAAGUGACUCAAAUAAAUGGUGAAUGGUAUGUUGAUGCAAUAGCUAGCCAAGAGACACAACAUAUAGCUACUAUGGUGGCACGACAAAAGUCAAGUAAAAAGGCUACACCAAAAUUGAACUAUCCAAAUCGAUUUCCAAAAAAACAAGGGUCAUGGCGAAAACCAGCUUCUAGCUAUACGGCAAACUACAAUAAUCAGUACUCCAACCAAUAUUAUAGAGCAAAGACCAGUGCCCCAUUUAACAAUAAUAACCAAUAUCAUAAGAUUAAUAAUAAAUAUCAUUCAAAGUCGAACGAAACGAAACUAUUGUCGAAUGUGAAACAAACAUCGAAGUCAUUAAAUGACCAUGUAGAUAAAUUACCGAAAAGCUCCAAUACAUCCUCACAAAGUUUAAGGGAAGCGAACAACGCACACGCUGAAGAGGUGAAGCAAUCUGCACGCUCUAACAAUGAAAUUGAUGGAAAACAUAGCGGAAAAGUCUCAGCGUCGCAACGAUUGUCCAAUUUAAGAGAUCGUCUUAAUACCGUGGAUCUUAUACCGUUGCAGUUGCCAGCUGCAAAUAAUGAAUGUUUGGAAACCAGUGGUCCUGUCACGAAUGUUGUGCCGGCUCACAACUUGGAGCCUCCACCUGAUUCCACAUCGUCGGUAGAAAAAUUAGAGUGGACUUGUAAAAAGCUUGGACUUCCAGAACCUGUGUACAAGAUGCAUGAGAUACGACCUAAACGAGGGCCUCCCAGUUACGACUGCACCGUGAAAGUAGCAUCGUAUUGCAUUUGCUCGUAUCCUGACUCAUCCCCAUCUGAAGAAUUAGCGAAAGAAGUAGGAGCUGUGAAAUUACUUUCGGUUAUAGAAAGUUCUGAAGCUGGCGGAAUGCCCACUUCUUCAAGCAGCAAUGCUAUUGUAUGUCUCACAGAAUUGAUCUCUGAACAUGAAGCUGGACUCUGGGCGAAUACAGUACCACAUCUUUAUAGAGAAAAAUAUCAUGAAAAUUUGCCAAGUAACUGGCUAGAAUUAGUGGAAAACUGUCCAAAAAUAAUUAAGGACAGAGUUGUGAACGGCCUUUUAGUACUUCUUCCCAAUAAUGAGCAGGAAGUAUCGACGCCGUUAGAAACUACUACCGUAUUAGACGAUUCCAUGGACAGUGAUUUGCCACCGUUACAAUUCCCUGAUGACAAUUUUUGGAAUGUAUUCGUGACUGUUGCUAAUUCGACACUUGAAAUUUGGCUGCGAAUCAUUGGAACGCAAUAUAGUGAUGCCUUCGAAACUCUAUUAUCUGAUAUGUCUAAAUAUUAUGACCAUUCUGGAUCACCCGUGGAUAAAUCAAUGAUAAUUAAAAACGCUUGGUAUGCUGUAAAUUUGGAUGAUGGCGGCUGGCAACGUGCUAAAAUAUUAGAGAUAGAAGAAGACACGGCGACGGUUUUUCUUGGCGAUCACGGCGAUGAUGAUGUAGUGUAUAUUAAUAAGAUAAAAAUAUUAGAGCCGCAAUUUAGAAAACUUCCAGCACAGGCGAUCCUGUGCCGGCUGGAGGGCGCGGAGGAGCUGGCGGCGAGCGCGCUGGGCGCGGAGCUGGUGCGGCGCCGGCUGCCGGGCGAGGUGCUGGUGGCGGCGCCCGGCCCGCGCCACGACCCCGCCGACCCCUCCGUGGCCGUCGUGCUCUACGACACCUCCACGCAGCGCGACCUCAACCUCAACAAGGAGAUCGUGCACGACUUCUGCAUCGCGGCUGCCUUCACUAUUACGCAGAAACCGUGCGAGGUGGAGGUGGGGUGCGUGACGGAGGAGGGGCGCGUGUGGGUGUCGCGCGCGGGCGGCGCGGCGCUGGUGCGCGGCGCGCUGGCGCUGCUGACGGCCGGGCCCUACCGCCGCCCGCUGCCCGCCGCGCCGCAGGCGCCCGCGCCCAACGCCGGCACGCUCUACAUCGUGCGCACGCUCGCCGGAGACUGGGUUCGCUGCACGAUUAUAAGCGGAUUGGAUGGCGAAGGCACUGUCAGGACGCAACUAGUCGAUAGCGGUCUUAUUCUAAGAGCGCCCUUGUCAUCCUUGGUGCCGCUACAGUCAUUUUCACCAGCUCUUAAUGCCUUUCCAUAUCAGGCAGUGGCGGUGCGGCUGGGCCCGGCGGAGCGCGCGGCGGCGGCGAUGGUGGCGCGGCUGCGCGAGCUGCUGCUGCACACCAGCGUGCUGUGCCGCGCGCAGCCGCCCGCGCCCGGCGCCGCGCCCGCCGCGCCCAGCGUCGAGCUCUUCGUGCGCACCGGCCCGCAGAACAUCCUCGCCUCCGUCAACAACGCCAUACUCAUGGAGUACGACUAUCUGCAGCAUGGCAGGCUUAAGGAAGAUGAAAAAGACACCACGAACCACGUAGAGGCGUUGCACAAGAAAAAGGAACGGAUUUUUAGAAGUCUCUCUAUGCAAGGCGAGGAGCGACCCACGAGCGGCGCAGUGUUGCCUGCGCCGCCGCUUCCAGCACCCGGCAAGUGCUUCGACGUGUAUAUUGCAAUGGCUGCUAAUCCUUGGAACUUUGUGGUCCAGCCAAACAGUACUAGACAUACUCUGCAAACAAUGAUGUCGACACUACAAACAGAAUGUCCCAAACUGUCUGAGAAGGAUGCUCCAGUAAAUCCAGCUAGUGGAGAACUCUAUACUGUAUAUUACGAAAAAGAUUCAUCUUGGUAUAGAGUGACUGUUGCGGGGACUGUCUCGUCGGAAAUGGUUACUGUCUACUUUUGUGACUACGGAGAUUUGGCGUUAUUCGCUACUAAAGCAUUGCGACCUAUACCAUCGGCAGCGCCGUUAGCGCGGUCUUUACCACCUCAAGCUAUAAAAGCUCGACUAUAUGAUGUUUUUCCUUUACACCAAGACUGGACGGUGGAAGACUGCAUUAGGUUUCAGGAAUUAUGCGUAGAACAGCAGUUUGUAGGCAUUUGCAAAGACGUUGGAAAAGAUCCUCUUAAUCCAAACGAGCCUUUAUUGACACUUGAUCUUAUUGACACAUCUACUGACGAAGACAUAUAUUUAAAUAAACAAUUGGUUGCUGAAGGCAGAGCGCGGCUCGCAUCAACUCCCUAAGCGAUAUUAUAUAAUUUCAAGCUGUUAAGUUUGCUUUAAUACAAGGUGUAACAGAUUACUCUUAGAAUUAUUAUUCACUGUAUUAAUUUUGUUGUGAGAGAGGACACAGACUGAGUCACGAAACAAAAUGUACCCUCUCACGUAUGACAUUUUUCGAUCGUCAACUAUAAUAUAUAAAAAACUAUUAACCACGCUCGGAAAAGAGUGAUUUUCGUACGUUGACCUGUCAUGUUGUUGCCAUGCCUAGGCAUGGCAAAUGGCAAUAAAAAUAGUUACGUGGGCGUAUGUGUAGGUCCAUUUCGUACGAAAUUCUCUCUUUUCAGCGCGCUUGGUAUAGUUGUCUCGCGCAGUUUUUCGUCGGUAGUUGCAGAGGCUUACUUACUUAUCCGGAAAAAGCCAAGGUUCCUUCACAAAUAGAUUGCCUGGAUAUAUACUGAAAUAGAACUUUGAAGUAGAACUAGUAGUUCUUAAAAUUAGCUUGUUUAGUCAAAGAAAUUAAAUUAUUCAGCCUUAUUUUAUUGGAUUGCUUAGAAGUAUUUGAGGAUUUAUGGAUAACAUGUAUUCUAUUAUUGCAGCAUUGACGCAAUUUAAUUAAAUGAAUCAAGUUAUUCAUAAAUUGGCAGUAUACUUGCAUAUACGCCUGGGAAUUUGUUCCCACAACUCCAGUGAACAUGUAAAUGAAAUGUGCACUGCCUGCAAUAAAAAGUAUCGGUAGCCAAAAUAAGUUCUUAUUUAUUCUGUGUAAACCGAAAACUUCGUUGUUAUUAUCUUAUUUAAACCAAUUGCCAUACAUUGUAAUGAAAAUCUUGGCAGAUUUUAAGGAUUACCCCAUAGUUUUUCCUAUUGUUGAAAAAUUUUGGAAGUACUUUUUUCAAAUGUUAUGAGUUAUGGGAUAUAGAACAGGCUUCUUAUUUACUACCAUAAAAGUGUACGUAAAUAUGUCUAGUAAAAUGUGACAUAACGUGUUAACGUCCUCCGCGUCGGAGUUGUUGUGUACAGAGCUGGUAUACAACAUGUAAGGUACUUUUUAUCAGUACGUUUGAUGCUUGAAUGUAAUAGGAUGGAGAAUGAUGUUUGUUUGUUGUGGUUUGAAAUAGGCUCGCGAUUGUAAAUGUUGGCCUUGUAGACCUUCACACGAGACCCACGAGGUUCAAUUGGUAUUUUGUUGCCCUCAUAAUAUAGCACAUGUUUGAUCAUUCCUAAGUUUUUGCGUGAAGUCAGGUGCACCAGUGUGUAAUCAACAGAUAAUAUUUAAGAAUAUUUUGUUAUACCUUGGUACAUCCUUAUUUAUUUCUUAUGUCAUACUCAUUUGUUAUUUGUAUGUCGCAGCCAACUGGUUGAAAUUGCUUUUCAAUCAAACAGUUAGCUCUUUGACUGAAAAAUGCCAUUCAAACACGCAUCUAUACGAUCCAAUCAAACAAUCAAAACCGGGUAGUUGAUGCCAUAUCGCUAGCAAAACUCAACUAAGGCGGGCACUGUCAACUACUUCAAUAAAAUUAUAUGGCAGCUUUUGAAUCACCUGUAAUGUUGAACAUUUUCUGCGCCUCAAUUUCAAUUGUAAAACUUGAAGAGUGAUUGAGAGGCGUUGCUUAGUCAAAGGGCCAGCUGCUUGAUUGAAUGGCUAUUUUAACCGUUGGCUGCAAUAUGCGUACUAAGAUAUUUGCUAGCGAGGGAUGACUUUAUAUAGACUUAAUUAUUAGUAAGAGUAAAAAGACAGGCGUGGUCCUCUAAAAGUUGUUAUUUAGUUACACUAUGACCGAUGUAUCUCGGCGAGCGUGAACUUGCUAAUUAGCCGCACAGUAUACAAUUUUGUUUUAAAAAGAUUUACUGCCCAGCAUACAGCUGACUUCAGUCUCGCUAAGAUACUUCGUUCCUACUCACCAUCGAGUUCUCUUUGAGUGUAAAUUUGUUAAUUCCGAAUUCUAUUUUAAUUAUUUUUCGAUGAAUGCACAGUUAUGCAAUCGUAGGUACCUAAUGUACACUUAGGCCUGGUUUCACUGGUUACCGAUUAAGUGUCAGUUAGUUAUCUAAAAGUUAAUGUUAUAUACCAGAUAAAGGGGAGCCCAAAAGUUAUGUAUAACUUAUCUGAUAGAUAGUGUGUGUACGAGUUUAGUGGGCCAGUAUAUUACCGUUAGUUGGGUUUAUUGUUGAGUGUGGUGAUGUCAUAGAUACGACCGUUUUACGUUGGCUGUUAUACACACACUGAAACAAGUUUUUCUAAUUGUUACAAACUAAGUGUAUCGACCGAUAUGCUUACUCAGCUCGAAGUCGCCUCUGUACGUAAACCGUAGUGUCUGAUCAGCUAUCGGAGAAUAUCAGUAACCGGUGAAACUGGCCAUAAUACUCGCGUUAUAUCAUCAGUUGUGAAAAAAUACUGUUUAAGUGAAAUAUUCCAACCCACACUAUUAAAAUAGUGUCAUCUUCUAUUUACUUAAGAUAUAAACAAUAGCAUGAAUAUUGUAGUUACUGUAUUGAACAAGAUUGUAAUCGAUUCUAGCUUACUACAUUAAACAAAUAUGUACCUAUGCUGCUGAAAAAUAAAUAUGUAAUCUCA